Molecule: messenger RNA, 1831 nt
Organism: Cottoperca gobio
Lineage: Eukaryota; Metazoa; Chordata; Actinopteri; Perciformes; Bovichtidae
Gene: ecsit
Product: ECSIT signaling integrator
Biological process (GO): cell surface receptor protein serine/threonine kinase signaling pathway; innate immune response
Cellular component (GO): mitochondrion
Molecular function (GO): protein binding
Source: RefSeq, a predicted model, not a curated record
GGAACAAUGAUUUGCACUCAUGUUUCUGCUUUUCUGGGGAAGCCAAUGUGUGUAGCACUAGGAAGUUCUGCCGGCUUUUCAUCAUGGAUGCGUCCAUGGAGGGUGAUAUCUGAAGGAGACUAAUUUCUUCGUACGUUUGUCAGCGUAAAUGUUCUGUUCCCAGGGAGUCAGUGUGGAGGCUCUACCAUGAGGUGUGCCCGCUGCCUUCUCCAGCUGCAGUGUCUCAGACUGGUGGGCCAGACAGCCAGAUCUGCUGCACAGAAUGGCGCUCUGCUCCAUUCAGCCUCCUCCAGUCAGCCUAACAUGCUGCAUAACACCCAGCACCAGGUGUUGAGGCGUUUCCAUGGCAGCCCAGUAUGUGCCAAGAUGCCACCUAUACCUGCAGAGUUCAUCGAUGAGGACGGCAAGAAGAGGGACAAGUCUUUGGUCACCCGUGAUGACCUGUUUGAGCAGGUGGCCAAAGACAUCAAAACCAAGGCCACGUUUAACAAAGUGGUGGACGUAUUCAUCAAGCAAGACGUGAGACGACGGGGUCACGUAGAAUUUAUCUACGCUGCUUUGCAGAAAAUGCCAGAGUUUGGCGUGGAGAAAGACCUGGCCAUCUACAACAAGCUCCUGGAUGUUUUCCCCAAAGAGGUGUUUGUGCCCAGAAACUUUAUCCAGCGGAUGUUCAACCACUAUCCCCGGCAGCAGGAGUGUGGAGUGCAGGUCCUGGAGCAGAUGGAGAACUAUGGUAUCACGCCAAAUAUGGAGACCAAAGUCCUGCUGGUCCAGAUCUUUGGAUUGAAGGGCCACCCCGUGAGGAAGCUCCAGCGCCUCAUGUACUGGUUCCCUAAAUUCAAACACACAAACCCCUUCCCUAUCCCCAAAGAGCUGUCUGAAGACCCAGUGGACCUGGCUCGCUUCAGCCUGACUCGCAUCACUAAUGACCGGGACGCUAAAGUCACCGUCUAUCAGCUGCCCUGCACAGACAUAACAGAGAGUGGAGAGGAGAUCACACUUCCACAUGUCGUAGGUAUCCAGAGCCCCAGCCAGAUGGAGCUGCUGGCCAAGCACAACCCGAGCAGGCCGGUGUUUGUAGAGGGCCCCUUCCCUCUGUGGCUGAGGAAGAAGUGUGUGUACUACUACGUCCUCAGAGCUGACCCCACACCGCCUGACGAGAAGGUUGAGGAGCCCUAUGAUCCAGAGAGGUGUUUUUACUAUUCUCUGCAGCUAGACCUGGAUUUGGACCGUGACUUUGGGGACGAGCAGAGCUUCAAUGUGGAAGACUUGGAUGAGGGUCCAGUCUUUGCCAUGUGUAUGACUGGCCGGGGAGAACAGGCCGUCCUCAACCAGUGGAUCUCUGGCCUCCAGCUGAACAACCCCAUCCUGGGUCAGGUCGCCACUCUGUUCCGCAUUGACGACGGACCCAAGGAACUUCUGGGGGCGGCUGACACAGAGUCAGACCACCACCACAGGACAGACCCAGACACCCGGACAGAGGACAGACAGCAUGAAGGAGAAGCUGAGGUAACAGUGGACGAAGAGCCGAGCAGAAGCCAGGGGAUUAAACAGUGAACAGCAGUCAGAUUGUGCGGUUAAGACUGACAGAAUAAAUCACAACAUACUGUAUAUGGCUGAUUUUAGAAGUACAUGUCCAUGCUAGGUAGGGGCUGGACUGGAUCUUACCAGGGAACACACCAAUUCAGCACAACCUGAGGAGGACUCUGACUCAUGCUGGUAAGGUUCAGUAAUCAAAUAAAUUAUAUUCUAAAAAACUGUGUGCUUCAUUUUUUUGCUGAAAGAUAAACAUUGAGCGGUUGUGAGAGGAUGAUAGAAAAGCAGAAAAAUA